UCUCGUAUCACUUCGGACUAGUCCGUGUGUAAUCGCAAUACCCGAAACCUAUUUCGCGAAGUUGCUUCUUUUAUCGAACAAUGGAGACAAUGCUUGGGCGCGUUUUUGUAUAUGGGGGCAAGGGUGCUUUAGGCUCGGCUUGUGUUUCAAAAUUCAAGUCAAAAAAUUGGUGGGUUGGCUCUAUCGACAUGAAAGCAAAUGCUGAGGCUGAUGCAAAUAUUGUUGUAAAGCCAGAUUGCAACUGGCAGGAGCAAGAAACUCACAUUUUGCAAGAAGUUAAAAACAUUCUGAAAGAAGACAAACUAGAUGCAAUUAUCUGCGUUGCUGGUGGAUGGGCUGGUGGAAAUGCAGCCAAUAAAGAUUUUGUUAAGAAUACUGAUCUCAUGUGGAAGCAAAGCGUAUGGAGCUCGGUCAUUGCUGCCAGCAUUGCUUCCCAUCAUUUGAAGGAAGGCGGAUUCUUGUCAUUAACUGGUGCUAAAGCAGCAUUAGAAGAGACACCAGGCAUGAUUGGAUAUGGAAUGGCUAAGGCUGCAGUUCAUCAGCUUACCAAGUCAUUAGCGGCUAAAGACAGUGGAUUACCAAAAGAUUCAUUAGUUGCUUCUAUCUUACCCAUUACAUUAGAUACUCCCAUGAAUAGAAAGUGGAUGCCUAAAGCCGACACAUCUAAAUGGACACCGCUUGAAUUUGUCGCAGACCUCUUUUGGAAAUGGUCUCAAAAGCAGGAACGCCCAACUAAUGGCAGUCUUCUGCAAUUGAUUACCAAUGAUAAUAAAACAGAAGUAACUGCGGCUUGAAACUAAUGUUCUACUCUCUGGACCAGGAAUCACAUCGUUGCUACCAUGACAAUAUAUAUCUAUUCAAUGUUGACAUUUAAUAAUCUAAUUUUAUUCCAUAUUAAUGCAUUUCUGAACACAGGUGCUAUGUUCAUUCCACUAUACAGAUACGUAUGAAAGUUCUUAUGCAAUUUGAUAUUAUUUACGAGAAAAUUGAAAUACGUCUCGUACUGUUUUUGAGAUUUAUUUUUAUACAAAUGUAAUAUAUUAUACUACGUAAAAUAUAUUGUAACUUAUGUGAACAAAUAAAUAAAUAUCAAGAAUUACCAGCAUGAUUA
Ceratina calcarata is the source of this 1111-nucleotide messenger RNA. Its product is annotated as dihydropteridine reductase-like. The record is from RefSeq and is a predicted model, not a curated record. Gene Ontology annotation, biological process: L-phenylalanine catabolic process; tetrahydrobiopterin biosynthetic process. Bases 81 to 794 code for a protein of 237 amino acids. Lineage: Eukaryota; Metazoa; Arthropoda; Insecta; Hymenoptera; Apidae. The transcript is spliced from 3 exons. Gene Ontology annotation, cellular component: cytoplasm. Gene Ontology annotation, molecular function: NADH binding; 6,7-dihydropteridine reductase activity; NADPH binding.